This is a messenger RNA of Rhinichthys klamathensis goyatoka, 2605 nucleotides long. RefSeq names its product lipase maturation factor 2b (gene lmf2b). NCBI's taxonomy places the organism in Eukaryota, Metazoa, Chordata, Actinopteri, Cypriniformes, Leuciscidae. Gene Ontology annotation, biological process: protein maturation. The transcript is spliced from 14 exons. The record is from RefSeq and is a predicted model, not a curated record. Bases 92 to 2227 code for a protein of 711 amino acids. Gene Ontology annotation, cellular component: endoplasmic reticulum membrane.
CCCUGCUACUCCACUUCAUUUUUCCAAUGAGCAUCAGCUCUCGAAUCACCCGAAACAAAGUGACACCUCAUCCCUGCAGCAAGCCGCCAAGAUGGGGGAAGUAAAAACGCCCAGACGAAUGUUCUUGAUCAGCAUUGCACUUAUAUACGUGUGUGCUUUUUCAUCCAUCUACGUUCAGAUACCAGGGUUGUAUGGAGAUGAAGGUAUUGUUCCUGUACGCCUGCAGAUGCCGAAAGUGCAGCGGCCGCUGCUGGAGCAGCUGGAGGCCUCCCCGUCCCUGCUGUGGUUGGGGCCGUCUCUGGGUCUGGGGCCCCAGCAGGCCCUGGAGCUCAUCUGCCUGCUCGGACUGGUGCUGAGCCUGGGUGCUGUGCUGCUGGGACCCCUGAGAGACAGUCUGAUCUACCUCUGCCUGUGGGCCCUUUACCUCUCACUGUAUAAUGUUGGGGGAGACUUCCUCCAGUCUGAAUGGGAUAUCCUGCUGUUGGAGGCUGGGUUUCUGGCUGUGCUUGUAGCUCCGCUGGGUUUGCUGCGCUGUGGCUCCUCUCACAAGUACCACGACUCUGUGACCUUUUGGUUGACCCGCUGGCUGUUCUUCCGGCUGACCUUCUGCACAGGUGCGAGUAAGCUGGCCAGUGGCGACCCUGCGUGGUACGGCCUGUCAGCACUGAGUCAUCAUUUUGAGAGCCAGAUGAGUCCCACUCCUUUGGCCUGGUUCGUCCAUCAGCUCCCUGAUUGGCUGCUGAGAUUAGGAGCAGUGGCUGUGUUGCAGUGCGAGAUCACCAUUCCUCUUAUGAUGUUCUUUGCUCCCAUUCGCCGCUUGAGACUGUUCAGCUUUUAUGUUCAGCUGUUUCUUCAGCUCUGCCACAUCCUCACUGGUAACUGUGGCCUUCUGAACCUGCUGAGCAUCGCCCUGAGCGUCUCGUUGCUGGAUGACGAACACUUCAGCUCCAGUGCUAUUCUGAAGAAGAAGGGCCAGGAGAAAAAGUCCAAGGCCUGCGCACAGACUUUUCUCUGUGUUUUGUCUGUGCUGGUGGAGUUGGCCGUCUACAUGUUCAUCCUGAUCAGUACAGUUAUUCUCUUCAAGCUGCAGAUUAACUGGGAAAACAAAACCCUGUCAUCCAAAACCAAUUUCUCUCAAAAGGAAUUUGAUGAAUUUCUGAAGCAUUUUCAGGGCUUCACUCUCUGGGUUGGUGUGCUGUCGUUCACCUGGGAAGCGGUGGCCGCCAUGCUAAUGUGUGUGUGCACACGAGGCUUGGUCAGCAAGGUGUGGUCCCUCAUCCAGUGGGCCGUCAUCACGGCGGCUGCUGUGGCCGUCUUUGCCCUCAGUGUGGUUCCAUACACAGCCAUGACUGGCAUACCAGUGAUAUCUGAAGUGCGGGACGCGUACAGCGCCGUAGAGAGGUUCCAGCUGGUCGGGGCAUACGGGAUCCAGCACAGAAUAAUCUCCACUGAGGGCAGGCCUGAGAUCAUUUUAGAGGGAAGCUAUGAUGGCCUGACAUGGACGGAGAUGAACCCCAUGUAUAAACCAGGAAAUGUGAACACCGCCCCACCCAUAGUAGGACCUUACCAGCCCCGGCUGGAGUGUCUGAUGUGGCAGGCGGCUCAAGAGGGGAGCGAUCAAAGCCCCUGGUUUACAGGCCUCGUACAGCGCCUCCUACAGGGCAAACCAGAGGUGGUUAGUCUACUUCAGGUGGAUGAAGCGCAGUACCCCUUCAGUCAGAAACCACCAGCCCUAGUCAAAGCCAAGCUUUACAACUACCACUUCACAGACCCUGCCAAAGACAAGACCCAUCUGCAGGCUUGGUGGAGGCGGAAGUACAACGAGGAGUUUUUUCCCAUUGUGACCCUUGAUGAUCUGACGCUUGAGAAACUGCUAGAUGAGUCUGGACUAAAGGAGAAAUUCCCAAAUCAGCCCAGCUCAGACACACCUGUAUGCCAAAUCCUGAGCCAGAUUCGGGGCCACGUCAAAGGCCUCUCGGGGUCCCUGGUGCUUUCAACACUGUUAGCUACUUUGGUCGGCAUUUUCCUCGUCAAAGCCGUCUUUUCCUGGGCUUCAGGAGGCAAAAAACCCAGACCAGCUUCAGCUGAUCACAAAACUAAGAAAGCCAAAGAGCCCUCUGAGACCGCGGAGAAAAGCCACGCGGCUUCUCUGUCCACCCGGGGCGGCAAAAAGGACUCUGAAGAAAGAAAGGUGGAUUCAGAAAAGAGCCCCCGGAAGAGGAAAUGAGCUCUUGCUGUCACUUUGUGCCUUUGUUUGGCCAGAUGCAAUGACAAAUGAAUCUUUCUCAGGUGUACUUUUUUUUUUUUUUUUUUUUUUUUUUUUUUUUUUUGAGUCUUUUGAUUUCCUUCCUGUCACACACCUCAGAUUUGUGUUUACCACUACACCAUUUUAUCUCUUUGUGUCAAAACCACUCAAAUGUCAAAUGCACAGUAUGCAUGGUACUUGGUGUAAUUGGCUUUGAACAUAAACCAAGUCCAUUUUUAAGCCGUCACCUACGCCCUUCUUUAUACACCGUGGACGUCCCAAAGAUUACAACAAAAGCACAAUGCAACUUUUUCAUGCUAUGUAACUCAUUAAAUGGUUGUUAAUAAAUAUUGUUCUUUA